GAAAACUGUUCGAUUCGAUUCGCAGUAUCCAGUUGUUCUCGUUGUCUUUAGUUCAAAUUAAGAAAUAUCAUUGGAAAAGUGACCAUAACUUGUAAGUUAUAAUUUAAUUAAACUUUUAUUUUGUUAUAAGUAGCAUAAUAUAAAAUUGUGUGAUUAUAGCUUAUCUAAUCUGUUUGAAAAUUUUCAAAGAAAUUCUACAAUGAGCGAUAAUGAUGUGAAAAGUAGCGAAGAAAGUGAAGAGUUGGAAUUAGAACCGCCAAAAUCGAAGAGAAAAAAAUUGAAAUUGGUUGAUGACUCAAAUGCAGGGAUUUUAUAUAUGAGUAGAGUACCCUCAAAUAUGACAGUAAAAGUUAUAAGAGACUUAUUCUCAUCCUACGGAGAAAUUGGAAGAAUAUUUCUUCAAGCAGAUGAACGAAGGAUUUCACAAAGAAAAAGUAAACGAUUCAAUGAAGGCUGGAUAGAAUUUGCAGAUAAAAAAUUAGCCAAACGAGUUGCAGUCUCCCUAAAUAAUCAAAUAAUCGGUGGUAAACGUCACUUAAAAUGGCGUGAUGAAAUUUGGAAUUUAAAAUACUUGCCGAAAUUUAAGUGGACACAUUUAAAUGAAAGGUUGGCAUAUGAGAAAGCUGUUCACCAGCAAAGAAUGCGCACAGAAGUCUCUCAAGCUAAAAAAGUUGCUAGUUUCUUCAAGGAUAAUGUAGAAAAAAGUAAAAUGUUGAAGCGGAAAAAAGUUAAAACUAAUCUUGAAGAAAGAGAGUGGACAUUUAGUCAAAAAGAAACAGAAACAGAAAUUCUAUCCUCUGAAAAGCAUAAAAGAACAAAAAAGAAAAAGGAUAGUCUUGCUGCUUCAGAGAAUACCGAGUUGAUGAAAUCUAUCUUUUCGGGGGGGCUGUAA
Messenger RNA from Dimorphilus gyrociliatus, 892 nucleotides. The record is from the annotation of a GenBank genome assembly. NCBI's taxonomy places the organism in Eukaryota, Metazoa, Annelida, Polychaeta, Dinophilidae.